AUGUCUCUGCCGAACGGUGUUGAUGUAUCACAGCUGGUGCAGCAUCCAGUCUUAGCUGCUCUGCCGCCUUUCUUCCUGCGAGCCUCCGAGAGAUAUCAGCGGACCCCGAAGUGCGCGAGGUGCCGCAACCACGGCGUGGUAUCUGCGUUGAAGGGCCACAAGCGAUACUGUCGCUGGCGAGACUGCGUCUGCGCAAAAUGCACACUCAUCGCUGAGAGGCAGCGGGUCAUGGCUGCACAGGUGGCGUUAAGACGUCAGCAGGCUCAAGAAGAGAACGAAGCUCGAGAGCUGAACCUGUUGUACGGAGGUCAGCCGUCUGCUGGACCGCACUUUCCAGAAUUAAGUGACGAACCAGUUCAAAAACGCGCCCGAAUCACCGAGGUAUGCUCCAGUCCAUCACCACCCGAGACCCAGGAUUCCAAGACCCCGAUAAGGACUUCCCCUCUAGACUCGCCCCCUCCACGAUCUCCGUCAGACCAUGAAUUGAACGUGGAGGAAGAAUUGGAGCAUUCGGAACCUUCUCUGACGCCAGAAAAUCUGUCGCUCAAAGAAAGGCAGGAUGAGGUAAAGAAAGAGGACGACGAUAAAUGGGACAACAACUUCAAGUACAGACGUGGUAAACAGGAGGGUCACACGCCAGAGUCUCUGGAGGACACCACACCCUUCCAAAAAUCACCCGUUGAUGUCCUCAUUAAAGUAUUUCCGAGGCGGAGCAGACAGGAAAUAGAAGUCAUCCUCGCCAGAUGUAAAGGGGACGUUGUGGCCGCUAUGGAAACUAUGGUUAACGGCCCAGAAUCCUCCUACAUGACUCCAGAUUCACCUUACAUGAACUACCAGUCCAAGUCUGCGUUCUCUCCGCUCUCUAAUCACAGCUUUAAGUUCUCGCCUUCUAGAAGAUUCCUUACUCCUCCCUACAGCGGAACAGGAUAUUUACCUACGGUGAUAAGACCACCUCCAGAAUAUAUGUCUUCGUUUCUACCACCUUCUGAGCUGAUGUAUGGCAGGCAGCUGCAGGUGCCAUCUCCUGGUACUUCACCUACCUCUGAUAAUACGAAUAAUGAAGGCUUCUCCGAUUAG
Molecule: messenger RNA, 1077 nt
Organism: Pieris macdunnoughi
Lineage: Eukaryota; Metazoa; Arthropoda; Insecta; Lepidoptera; Pieridae
Source: the annotation of a GenBank genome assembly